AGUAACAUUAAAGUCAGUGUGAAAUUAGUCACCGAUUCGUAUACGUCGGAAGUCAAGGCCUUUUUUUUAUAAUUGUUUAUAAAGUGAAGAAGAUAAUAAAUGAAAAUGCAUCCUUGAGAUGCAGCGAAAGUUACGUUUAGCCAGCUUCCAUUAUGGUGUUGGAAGGAACAAACCUGUUAAAGGUGUUCUCCUACAAAUGCCUCACGGAGAAACGACGCCAUCCUUUUCGGAACAUAAUAAACACAGUUUUCCCGAUUGUCGUUGUGGCGAUUUUUGUGUUUACUCGAACUGGAUUUAAGCAAGGUGGAUUCAACUAUGUAAACAUUGUGAAUAAACAGCCCUCGACAGCAGAACUUACGGAGGAUGAUGUUGUCGCUUUCUAUCCAACGGGAUUAUUCAGCAAGCUGCUGUUUGCACCAAGCAAUGAUUUCACCGAAGAGUUGAUCGAGCACACGCGAAUGAAACUGUUUGUCACUCAUGAUCGGGUUGAAAGUUUUACCACGACCACCGAGCUGGAACAUGCCCUCCUCGUGACGUCGGAUUUUUUCGCGAUCGUCUUCGACUCCAACUCGUCGGCCAACACCCGGCUGAGCUACACGAUCCGCACCAAGAACAACAACUUUCGCACGGGUGAGGUGUACUCGCGGAAUCUGUUUACGAGCUACCUGAAAGAUCGAAACGAGUACUUUGAGAGUGGAUUUUUGGCGCUGCAGUACGCGAUCGAGCGAUCGUUUUUGGAGCUUCGUACGGGCCUGGCGGACCAGGUGCUGCCCGAGUAUGAGUUCAAGCACGUGCCGCUGGGCGGCGCCCGGCCCCAGGAGGCGUCCCAGAUCUAUGCGGUGUGCAUUGUGGUGGCGAUAUUUGUUGCUGUGGCAUGUACAUACUUACUGCUGGUACCGCUGGUGGAGGAGAAAGCAUCCGGCAUGAAGGAAUAUCUGAAGAUCGCGACCCCGUACAGCUACUGGAACGAGGUUGCCGUAUUUGGAAUCAAUUUGCUUCACCUUGGCUUGAUAUCCAUGGCGUGUGUGGUCAUUUCGUGUGUGGCCUCCGUUUGGGAGCUGACGGCAGCGCAGAUGGUUAGCGCGAGCUUGCUCUUCCUGCUGUUCAUAACGUGUAUGAUCGCGUACACUUUUUUCAUCAGCGCCCUGCUGGAAUCGGUGACGAUCGCAACGAUUGUGGCACCAAUCUGUUACUUUGCGCCGCUGAUUUUGGUGAUCGUACAGGUGCGCUUUGAAGCACUGCUGUCCAUAUUUCCGCUGGCUGGGUUUAGCGUGGGUAUUGCGAUUUUGGACAACUUUCAAAACUCUUGGCACAGCUUUAGGGCGGCUCACGCGUUCCUCACCGGGUACCCCGGGAAUGAACGGAUUAAUUUGUUUGGAGUGCUGACCCUACAGCUGUUUGGGACGCUUUUGUGGAGUUUAUUGUGGUUCUACAUUUCGAACGUUUGGCCCGGUCGUUACGGGACGCCCAAGGGAUAUCUGUUCCUGUUCAACAGCGAUUACUACCAGAAAGGAAAGAACAAGAUCAACUCUCGAUUGGACAACUCGAGCCUGACGGAAGACGACGCUGACGGCGCCCACAAGGGCGUGAUGGAGGAAGGAGAUCAUUUGGACAAAGUAGUCAAGAUUAGCAAUCUGAACAAGAUUUACAAGACUUCGUAUGGCACGCGGACGGCCGUGAAGAACUUAUCGCUGAAGAUUUACAAAAACCGCAUAACGGCCCUGCUGGGACACAACGGCGCUGGCAAAACGACCACGAUGAACAUCAUCACCGGUAUGACGCCACGCACCUCGGGCCGGAUCGAAAUCGACGGCGAUGACAACGCGAGCAACUACCGUCAGCAGAUUGGCUUCUGUCCGCAGCACAACGUUGCGCUCGGGUACAUGAACUGCCGCGAGCACCUGGUCUUCUUCGGGGCGCUCCGCGGGAUGAGUAUGGCCGAUGCGGAACGCAAAGCGGACGAGAUUCUGGAGCGCGUAAAUUUGUCGGAUAAAAGCGAAGAAGUGUUGUCGAAUUUGUCCGGCGGAAUGAAGCGAAGGUUGUGUUUGGCAAACGCGAUCAUUGGACGAACCAAGCUGUUGAUACUUGACGAACCGACGUCCGGGUUGGACCCGGAAUCGCGUCGGGACAUUUGGGAUGUACUGUUGAAAUUGAAAAAAGAUCACACCAUACUGAUCACCACGCACUUUAUGGAGGAAGCGGACGUCCUUGGGGAUUGGAUCGCCAUCAUGGAAAACGGAGAACUGAUCGCGUUCGGAACAUCGAUCUUCUUGAAGCACCACUACGGCAAAGGCUACACGCUGAAGCUGCUCAAGCGUAACGACUUCAAACGGAGCCAGGUGAUGGCCACGAUCGAAGAACACGUUGGCAGGGUGGUCGAAAGACCCGCCGUUGAGUCGCUUUUCGCUGUGACGCUGCCGUACAGCUACAUCGACGCGUACGCCGCCCUUCUGAAGGAACUGGAAGACAACCGGGACGAGCUGGGAAUCGACUCGAUCAGCAUCACCAACGCCACGCUGGAGGAAGUUUUUCUCAACUCGUCCUCGCACAACAAAGCCCUGGAGGUGGAAGCCAGCAUCGACGUCCCGGAUGCACCCAUCACGUCGCGGUCGGCCAGUGUCGUGCGCGAGCCCACCAGCCCACAAAAGUACGAAAGAAUCACUCUGCCGUCGACGCUCCAGAUGCGCGCGAUCGCGUACAAAAAGCUCCUGCACAUCCGGCGGAACCUGCACAUGUACGGCGUCAUGUCCGCGCUGCCCGUUGCGGUGACGAUUCUGUGCUUUCUGUUCAGCGGUGGGUACUACCGCACCGAGUACGAUUCGAUCGCGCUGCACCACGGCUCGAUCAAGCGGCCGUUUGCGGUGAUCGUGGUGAACGGUAACGAUCGGCCGGUCGACCUGAAGAACGGGUCGUUCUUCCGUGGGUUGGAGCUGAUCGUGACGGAGGACGCGGACGUGGAUGGUUUUCUGAUGGCGGAAGCCGCGAAAGAUCGCACUCGAUACCACGAUCAGCUGGUGGCGGCGAUCGAGUUUAACGUUAGUGAGCACAAGUUGAAGGUUUUGCACAAUAACAACUUGCUGCACAGCUCGGGGAUAGCGAUCAAUCUGGCCAGCAAUCUGCUGCUGCAUUACUACGGUUAUCCGGAGGCGGAUGUGACGGCGAAGAAUAGCCCGUCGAACCGCCGGCUACAGGUGGACUCGUUUGCGCCUUAUUUGUUCACCGAAGCAAUUUCUCUGUGCUUUAUGUUGUACAUCCUGCAGUACCUGCAGCUUCCGUAUCUGGAAGCGUCGACGGGUUUCAAGCAGCUGCACAACGUAAACCGGUACCUGUACUGGGGCACCACGCUGGCGUUUGACUUUGCCCUCCACGUGAUCAUCUGCCUGCUAGUGUUUGUUUUUGCGCUAAACAUGGAUCGCGAGAGCGUCUUCAGCCGGUACGAGCACGGUCAGAUUGUAGGGAUUCUGAUUCUGUACGGAUUGGUCGCCCUGCUGGUGAUCUACAUCGUAAGCCAGUGCGUCGACAAGAUGGACACGGCGGUGACCUGCAUGAGUUACCUCAUGCUGAUCGGAGUCUGCGGCGUGUUUCUUCUGUCGGACGGGGCCGAUAAGAUCCGUGAAAAUGACGGCCUGAUACUGCUGUUGCAUCCGAUCCCGGAGUUUGCGCUCAAGCAUUCGCUGCGGGUCGUGUACGAGAAUCAGAAGGUGAGCAAGAUUCAAGCGCUGGUACGGCAGAAUACCUUCGGUGGAAAUCCGACCUGGGACGGCAUUCAACCGCUCAGUUUGACGUAUCUCUACGUGGUGGUACCGAUCAUGGUGAUCAUUUUUGCACUGCUGUUGAACGAAUUCAUCGAGAACAUCUACCGGAGGGAGGCGCUGGUCACCAGAAAGGUGAGAAUGUCUGCUACCUUAAAAGUUAUUCUCAGUUGCGGGGCCAAAAGAAGGAAACGAAGGGCUAUUGAUCAGCCGGACUCGAACUACGAACUACGGCACGAAGUUGACGACGAUGUGGACGCGGAGAACAAGAUGGUCGAUCAGUUGAUUACCAACGAACAGCCGCCAUUCUCGCCGCACACGAUUGCGGUGCACAACUUGAAGAAGCGCUACCUGGAUCUACCGGCCGUCCGCGGAAUCAGCUUCGCCGUCAAACGUGGCGAGUGUUUCGGACUGCUCGGGAUGAACGGAGCUGGCAAAACGAGCACGUUCCAGAUGAUCACCCAGAACCUGCCGAUCACCGAUGGAACCAUCUAUCUGAACGAACAGAACGUGCGAUCGUCCCACAGCAAAGACUACCGGGCCCAGUACGGCUACUGUCCGCAGGGCGACUCCCUCCUAGACUUUAUGACUCCGUACGAGCUGGUCAAGUACACCGCACUCAUGAAGGACAUCAAAACACCGGACAAUUUCAUCAGCAUGUGGCUCACCGAUCUGGAUAUCCUGUCGUUCGCCCACAGCCGCACCAACGAGUGCUCCGGCGGAACAAAGCGCAAGGUCAACACCGUCCUUGCGAUGCUCGGCAAUCCGUCGAUUGUGUUCCUGGACGAGCCCACGACCGGAGUCGACCCCAAGUCACGCCACUACGUGUGGAGUCGCAUCAAGGCACUGCAGAGGCACGAUCAAACGAUCAUUCUGACCUCGCACAGCAUGGACGAGUGCGAAGAGCUGUGCAACCGGCUGUCGAUCAUGGUCGACGGGCAGCUGCGUUGCAUCGGCUUCAUCCAGCGAUUGAAGGAAAAGUACGGCAAAGGGUUCAACCUGCUGUUGAAGCUCAACGGUAACGAUCCGGCAGCGACUUGCGCGUUAAUUCAAACCAUCCAAGCCCAAUUCCACCCCUGCGAGCUCAAGGAAGAACACGACGGCAUCCUAAAAUUCCUCGUACGUGAACCGAUCCUGCUGUCCGAGCUGUUUUCUGGGAUCACCGCCAUCAAGCAUGACCAUGCCAGCCUCGUGCAAAGCUUCUCGAUUAACGAAACCUCUUUGGAGGAUAUUUUUCUCAACUUUAGACCGCCCACGGGCGAGUCACGCGCCUGCCAGUUGGUGGAUGUGGUUUGAUUUUUUUUUUCCUUCACAGCCUAAAAUAAUUUUUGUAUGUGUAAUAUCACAAAGUAAACGCCAUAUAGGUACGUCA
Culex quinquefasciatus (southern house mosquito) is the source of this 5124-nucleotide messenger RNA. It is a transcript of the gene Eato, whose product is annotated as ATP-binding cassette sub-family A member 2. Gene Ontology annotation, cellular component: intracellular membrane-bounded organelle; membrane. Gene Ontology annotation, molecular function: ATP binding; ABC-type transporter activity; lipid carrier activity. The record is from RefSeq and is a predicted model, not a curated record. The coding region runs from base 153 to 5048 and encodes 1631 amino acids. The transcript is spliced from 6 exons. Gene Ontology annotation, biological process: lipid transport; transmembrane transport. NCBI's taxonomy places the organism in Eukaryota, Metazoa, Arthropoda, Insecta, Diptera, Culicidae.